Messenger RNA from Myxocyprinus asiaticus (Chinese sucker), 4318 nucleotides. It is a transcript of the gene armc2, whose product is annotated as armadillo repeat containing 2. Bases 260 to 2764 code for a protein of 834 amino acids. The transcript has 19 exons. NCBI's taxonomy places the organism in Eukaryota, Metazoa, Chordata, Actinopteri, Cypriniformes, Catostomidae. Gene Ontology annotation, biological process: sperm axoneme assembly; cilium organization. Gene Ontology annotation, molecular function: protein binding. The record is from RefSeq and is a predicted model, not a curated record.
CUUUAAAACGGUAACAUCAAGGCCUAACACUUUCAGAAGUCAAGGAAUAAUUCAAGUUCAAAAUUUCUCACAUAGAACUCAGGUCCUCGGUUUUGAACGUUUUGUUGUCAGUCCCUGUAACGGCGUUGUUUGUUACCAUGGUGACGGUUCAUGAACGCGCAUGCCGUAAGCUUGUCACGUGCAUAAUAUGUUAGGUAUGCAGCCUUCGUGAUGGACGUCUCAGGCCCUUGAUACAGUUUCACAUCCAUAUGGCUCAAACAUGUCGCUAAUGGAGCUUCAACAGGAGAAAAGUGAGCAUGUCUACAUGAGCACUGGAAACAGGAGACAGACUAGUGCUGAGAUUGUUUCAGAGGCUCGUCGCUCUCUUCGAACUCUUGCCACACAGCGGCCUUUCACACCUCAGGAGAAGCAUCGGCAGCUCUUUGGAGAAUCAUCCUCCCGUGCACGUGAUGGACGCCCACCAUCUGCAUUCAGUCUUCAUGCCCAAAAUUUUGAAGCUCCUGACUCCAGACCAGGCUCUGGAACUCGUCUUAGUCCACUGGAACACAAACCCAGACUGUCUGUGUCCCUGGAUGAAGAUGGCCAUGAGAAAGAAGCAGCUCACCCCAAACCCCCAGCUGAGCGGGGGAACACCAGGAGAGGGUCAGGAGGGUCCAGAGCAAGACAGCUUAUUUCGGCGUCCAUCAACCAUCUGCCACCCAUGACACCACGUUCAAAUAUUGUCCUGCAACAUAAAGCUUCAGAUAUGUCUCAAGAGGCAAGGGUGGGGGUGGACCAACCAGAGGACAAAGUAAGACCACACUGUGCUGAUGGCAGAGAAAAUAAAACAAAAGCAUCCUCUGAAACUGACCUGCACACACUUAUCAAACACAGGAUACCACAGUCAGCCAGAACUGAUGUAUCCAGUAAAAAAGGAUCAAAACCAGAAGCUAAGCUUGGCCAUGGCAAAGGAGAUGAUAACAUGGAUGAAUCUCUGUUCUGGAACACUAAGGUUCAUCCUGUCCUUCAGGAAUUUGAGUCCUUUGUACCAGGUGAUGGUGUGUCAGAAGAGAUUGUGGGACAUCUGUGUAGUGCAUGCACUGGUCUCCAUGAUGCCCUGGCAGAGAGAGGCAUGCUGGGAAGGCAGUGCAAAAAGAGGUCCACCAUUCUUAGAACGCUCUUCAGACUUAUAGAUGUGGGAUCAGACCGACUCAACCUAACUCUAGCCAAACUCAUUCUAGCACUUGACGUGAGUGGAAACAACUUGCUGAACAUCUGCAAACUCAUCUUCAAAAUCAGCCAGAACACCAGUAACGAUGCCCUGUUCCUUACCAGCUCCAUCCUAGACUCUCUUCUUUCUCUGCUGCAGUGUGAGGAUGUGUGGAGUAAAGGUGAGGCUGUGCUGUACUGUGUUGGCUCACUGAAGCUCCUUUCAGGAAACAGUACCCUCUCCAGGCUUCUGCUGGCUAAAGACUUCAUCUGUGUACUGCUGUGGCUGUCUAAGAGUCUGAUACACAGUAAACCUGCAGCUUUAUCUAAUGUAACUAAGCACAAGUCAGAGGGAGGAGGCCAGCAUCUCAUUGCAGGACAUAUACUGGUACAGGCUACAGCAGCUUUGAGAAAUAUAGCUGACCUGUCUGAGUCUCGGCCCUCCUUCCUGUCAAACAAGGCCUUCUCUAAUCUUUGCUGGAUUCUGGAGAACCACCGUAAUGACCUUGACAUCUGCAUUAAUGUAGCCCGAAUAUUCAGCAAGCUCUCCACCUACACUGAGUGCUGCUAUGCACUAGCUGAGACACCACGCUGCUGCAGCCUAUUUUUAGACCUGCUGGGCAAACACAGCAAGAAACAGGAUCUAGUAGUGCGUCUCCUGUUCACACUAGGAAAUCUGACCGCCAAAAGCUUUGAAGCCAGAGAGCGAGUCUAUGAAGAGGAUGGAGGGAUAGAUGUCCUCUUAGAUCUUUUCCAGGCCUACCAGGGAACGCCAUCACGCCCUGAGCAAUGUCACGCUCCUGAAAGAGUGGACGUCUUGGUCAAACUGAUCAGACUGCUGGCCAACCUGGCCAUUCACCCAACGGUUGGCACAGCACUAGCUGCCAACGCAUUGUGUACACAGCUUCUAUUGGAUGUGCUGGAGUGCAGGUGUGUGCAGGAGAGUGAAGAGUUGGUGAUUAAUGUUGUGGCCACCAUCAACAACCUGUCUUUCUACCAGGGAGAGAGCUCAGUGGUCCGUUCCCAGCACAAACACAUCUCACAGUUGUUAGUAAAGCUCUUGCUGGGCUCUAGUAUAGAUGGUGUUUUGGAGGCCACACGUGUGUUUGGAAAUCUGUCUCAGAUCAAAGAUGUGAGACACUUCAUCAUGCAGCACAAAGUGCACCAGUUUGUGGUAACCCUUCUGGACUCCAAGAACCCUGAUGUGUGUUUCUCUGCAUGUGGAGUUCUCACCAACUUAUCUGCAGAUCCAGAAAACAGGGCCAUACUUAGAGACGAGGGAACUGGACAGAAGUUAAUAGACUGUCUGCGUGACUUUGGGCCUCAGGACUGGCAUCUAGCUUCAGUGGUGUGUCAGACUCUGUGGAACUGCUCUUUAGAUGGAGAGCUGCAACACAGUCAAGAGCUGCUAGAGAUCUUAAACCUCUUCACAGACAGGGGAGCUUUCCAGUGGCCUUCUAAUGAUGGAGUCAGACAAGUCCAGGAAGCAUGCUGGGAGUUGCUGUUUUUGCCUGUAGCGGAGAGGCUAAAGCAACGUUUACAUUGUGAAGACAUCAGUGUCCGUAAGCUGUCCUGACCAACACCUCCUAUUCAGUCUUCACGUUGUCUCUAAAAUUAGGUGUGUUCAUAUAUGCUUUGUAUUUGAGCAUGCAAGUACAUAUGCACACAAAACUAAGGAAUGAGCCGGUGUGUAAAUUGCACCUUGAUACUAUAUCCCUUAUUAAGUUUUUAACAUAUUUUUGCAGUGUGGAAAGUAAUAAUAAGGAAUUUGUAAAUUAUGAGCAACAAAUGCAAAUGGUUAUAAUAAUAAAUAAAAAACGUUCAAAGGUCUAUUAUGCAACCUGAUGCUGCUGUAUUUCACUUCAAAAAAGGUGUGGAUUGUGUCAUACUUGAAAAACAUGCUCAUGAAGCCAUUCAAUGCUGAUGAACUUUCUAAAAAGCACUCAAGACAAUCACAGUGAUCUCAAAUACUUUAUUAAACAGUUACAGAAAAGUCUGUAAGGAACAUUGAACAGGAACAUCGUCAUGCGUAAUACAAUCAUAUCAAACUCAUAUAAUAUCGCACUGUCUUCCCUCUUUUUGACCACAGCGGUUACACUUCAAAGCUAGUCUAUACAAUAAUAAUCAGUUUACACAGCUGCCCUAGAGGUGAUCUGAAUACAUGUUUAAAUACACCAAAAGCUUGAUGACCAAAACAUGUAAUGGGGAGGUAUUUUUGUUUCAUUAGUAUGUAAUGCGAUUAAUUCCAUACACUUUUCCCCCCUCAAUCUCCUUUGCAGUUUCUUAGGGACUUUCUCAGGAAAGAUUAAGGUAUUUUACUGUUUAUAAGAAGGGAACCCAAUUUCUCAUAUUACUGUAUACAUUUAAAUGAGCAACAAGUAGCUUAUGGUGAUUUCUGUAUAAUAUGACCAUGUUCUGGCACUGAAAAGCCACUAGCCUCAUAACCACAGAUAAAACAAAGGGAGAUUACCAGCAGUGUAAGGAGAAAUUUUUAUUAUUUGUGCAAACAGCACAAAGGGAAGGUUCCUAGAUCAACAACUGUUACUUCCUUUAAUCCUCACUGUGAGAAAAUGAAUCAGUGCCUUCAACACUGUUUAAAUCAUUAGUGCAUAGCAGGGGGUGGCUUUCUAUAGCCCUAGUGUCUCUGUGGUGAUAUAUUGUGAUGCUGCAAGUCUCUACUGGUGAAGGUUGUUCAUAGCCAUGAAAACAUUGAUCAUGUGUCCUACAAAAAUUGAUAUGAAAGAUAUUUUGAAAUGUAUUAUCAAUAAUAUCUACACAAAUGAAGAGUAUGGAAAGCUUAUUGAAUUCUUGUUAUGUGAGCUGUUUAGAUUGCUCAAAUUCUUAUUGUUUGUGAUGACAGGAAGAUUUCUUGAAAAGAAUUCUGAUUAAAUUUCAAAUGAUACAACCAGUGAAAUACCAUGUUUUAUUUUUUUUUAUCAAAUAGUGUCAGUAACUGACAUUAGUCUCUCAAGUCUGAGUAAAAACCUCCUCAUAUCCAUGUCCAAAAGAAAAGUACCAUCCCUCUACUAGUCCUGCUUUAGAAUGCAGUACUUAACUGGUUUUAGUAAACAAAAAAGACAGCAGAGAAUCCACCCUGCUUGAAAAAAAAUAAAAUAAAAAAAUAAAAAUA